Cantharellus anzutake is the source of this 600-nucleotide messenger RNA. RefSeq names its product superoxide dismutase [Mn], mitochondrial. Gene Ontology annotation, cellular component: mitochondrion. The coding region runs from base 1 to 600 and encodes 199 amino acids. NCBI's taxonomy places the organism in Eukaryota, Fungi, Basidiomycota, Agaricomycetes, Cantharellales, Hydnaceae. The record is from RefSeq and is a predicted model, not a curated record. Gene Ontology annotation, molecular function: metal ion binding; superoxide dismutase activity. The transcript has 5 exons. Gene Ontology annotation, biological process: superoxide metabolic process.
AUGGCUUACAAGCUCCCAGAUCUUCCUUACCCAUACAAUGCUCUCGAGCCUUUCAUCAGCGAGGAGAUUAUGACCUUGCACCAUAAAAAGCAUCACCAGACCUAUGUCAACGGCCUCAACGCCGCAGAGGUGUCGAUCGCCACCGCUCCUUCAUUCAAGGAGCGUAUCGCUCUCCUUAAUGCUCUGAAGUUCAACGGAGGAGGCCACAUCAACCACUCCUUGUUCUGGAAGAAUCUUGCGCCAGCUAACCAAAGUGCUCUCAAACCAGGCCCUCUGAAGGACGCAAUCGACCGUGACUUUGGCGGUCUUCAAAACCUUCAGAAGGAAUUUAAUGCCACUACUGCCGGUAUUCAAGGUUCCGGAUGGGGGUGGCUAGGAUACAAUGCUAAGACCCAGAGGUUGGAAAUCGUUACAACGGCGAAUCAGGACCCACUUUUGUCCCACGCCCCGAUUAUUGGAGUUGAUAUCUGGGAGCAUGCGUUCUACCUCCAAUACAAGAACGUUAAGGCAGACUAUUUGGUUGCCAUUUGGAACGUCAUCAACUUUGAUGAGGCGGAGAAGCGUUUCAUUGAUGCUAUCAAGGCUGGUGCUAAAAUCUAA